Messenger RNA from Prunus avium (sweet cherry), 1037 nucleotides. Its product is annotated as serine/arginine-rich splicing factor SR45a. Lineage: Eukaryota; Viridiplantae; Streptophyta; Magnoliopsida; Rosales; Rosaceae. The record is from RefSeq and is a predicted model, not a curated record. Gene Ontology annotation, molecular function: RNA binding.
UUUUGGUGAAAAAAGAAAAAGGAAAAGAAGGAAUCUGAGUCAAGUAGGCGUGGGUGGCCAACUAAAUGCUGGAGCUUCUUCUUCCACUUGCACGUGGGAAUUGAGAAAGCAAAGCAGCGUUCCAAAUUGCAUUUGUUUUCUUCUCCUUUCGGGUUUGAGACUGUCUUCCUCCCACCGCGUUAGGGCAUCUGAGUUGAGUUGACUCAGCGAUUCCGCCACCCAGAGAUGCCAUACCCAAGAGAAAGAAGGUCUGCUUCACCACACAGCUCCCCUUCACCUGUAAGAGGCCGCCGGUCAAGAUCAUUGUCAAGGUCUAGGAGAAGUCGCUCUAGGAGCCAAUCUGUUGAUGCAUCCAAUCCUGGAAACAAUUUGUAUGUAACAGGCUUAUCCACAAGGGUCACCUCCAGUGAUCUUGAAAAAUUCUUUAACAAAGAAGGGAAGGUUCUGGAGUGCCAUCUGGUUACAGACCCUCGCACCAGAGAAUCUCGUGGAUUUGGGUUUGUCACAAUGGAAACUGUUGAGGAUGCAGAACGCUGCGUCAAAUAUUUGAAUCGUUCUGUGCUUGAAGGUCGAUUAGUAACUGUGGAAAAGGCAAAAAGGAAGCGAGGGAGGACACCAACUCCAGGAAGGUAUCAAGGUUUAAGAGAUAAACGAGAUGCAGGACGUGAUCAUGAUCGUGAUCGUAGACGAUCUCGUAGCUAUUCACCGCGUCGGUUGCCAGACAGAGAUCCGUAUUCCAGGGACCGUCGAGGAAGAUCACGCUCUCCAUACAGUAGGAGGGUGGAUGAACAUUCAGACUCGUACAGGAGGCGCAGGGAACGAUCCUUGUCAGGUGGCAGAAACCCUAGAUAGAGCAAAUUCAUCCAAAUGUGCUUCUGCUCUUCUCUGCACUAAAUUGUUUAAUGUCUAUGAUGUGGGAUUUUAAGAUCUUAGUACUAUUUGCCCUUUUAUUUUACCCAUCGUUUCCUGUAAUGUUGUUGUACUUGUGUUGUAUGUUAACAAUUUGCUCCAAACUGACACCUGACUAGUUCACUAUU